AUUUUAUUUCUCUAUUAUACGACCCUGCUUUAUAUUGGCUCAAUCGAAUAUGACUUCUUCGGGCAGUGUGGAUGCCGGUGCUCUCAUUGAAGCGGGAAAACCACACUGGUGUGGGUAAAAUAUUUAUGCUUCAUUACGUCUCGCAAACUGAAGAAUGAAUAAGAGAGUGAGGAGUGCAUAUGUCACCUGCACCAAAUGGGCAGAUUAUAUAAAGUGGGUAAAAUCUUCAAAACAAGUUAUACAAAAUGAUGAUAAAUUUUCUGUGGCAUAUGUGACAGUACCAAGUAAAGAUGUGGGUAAAUCAAUUGCACUUGGCUUAGUCAAAAAUAAGUUAGCUGCCUGUGUCAACAUUGUGCCUGAAGUUACAUCCAUAUAUGAGUGGGAGGACGAAAUAAAUGAAGAUACUGAGGCUCUACUUAUGAUAAAGACCCGCACUUCUCAAGUGGACCAGUUGACGGAAUAUGUGAGAUCAGUGCAUCCAUAUGAGGUAUGCGAAGUCAUAUCAUUGCCAAUCAAGAAUGGAAAUCCGCCCUACUUGAAAUGGAUCGGCGACAUGGUGCCUGAAAAGAGUUAAAAGUGUUAUGUUAAUUUUAAAUUAUUAUGCUUGUAGUUUUGUUGUUAUUCAUAUUAGUUAUUUUUAAGUGAAAUGAAAUCUAUAAAGUGUGAUUAUAUGUACAAAUAAGUAGUUAUUUUAAGUAUGGUUGUUUAAAAAAUAUUAAGUAAUUGUUGUAUGUAUUUAUUUUGUGGCUUUGCUUUUUUUUUAAAUAAAGUAAGAUACAAUUUAAAAAGGGUUUUGUAACAUUUAGUAUGUUUAAGAGAAACUUUCAUCCCCUUUAAAGGGGCUUAUAAAGGGUAUGAAAUUUGUUAUAACAUGCUAAUCUCUGGAAAUUCAAGUCAGAUUUCCAAUAUCUUAUUGUCAAACAAUAGGUUAAUUUUUAACGAAGACUUGGCUUUAUAACUAUUUAAUAUUAAGCCCUUAGGAGGUUUAUUAAUUAAUUAAGGGAUGAAUGUUUGUAUGAAAGUACGUCAUUAUUCGAAAUAUACCAAUAUAUUAUUUAAAACGAGCGAUAAAUAUUUGAUUAAUGUCUUUAAAUUAAAUUGAAUGAAAUUACUGCUAUAUAAAUACCCUUGAUGAUAAAACUAAUAUUUUCUUUAUUAAUACUGUGAUACUAAUGUAUCCCAAUUUUGUCUCUACCGGCGCGCUGCGAAGUAAUACAAUAUUUGAACACCAAAGCUGAUAGUUAGAUAUAUUUCGCGGCGUCAUCUAACUUCGAUUUUGAUUAAAUUUUGUGUUUAUAUUUCAAUGGAUUCCUGAAUAACACUAUUGGACCCGCUAGAUGGCGGUCCUGUCGGUAACCAAAUUUAAUUAAAUAUGUAAUGCGCUGCAGUAUAAAAUAAGAAGUCUAGUUUUCGAGAUGUAACGUACAUUAUAUUGGUGAUACCUUAAUUAAAUAACGAAAACUUAAAUAAAACUUAUUUGUACAAAUUGUAUUUUAAAGCACAUAUUGUUUUCGUUCAUUCUUAUCUAAGUUUACCUUGAAAGCCUAAAAGUGGUAAGGGAAAACAUACCAGAAAAAUGACUAGACAUACCUACCUGAAAAAACCAUAUGAUUUGACGUCGAAGUUUAAUCUGUUAUCGAGUAGUCUACCGGAAAACAAUAUGAUUAUUAUAGAAAUAUAUUUUUCUUGGCUAGACA
Molecule: messenger RNA, 1697 nt
Organism: Pararge aegeria (speckled wood butterfly)
Lineage: Eukaryota; Metazoa; Arthropoda; Insecta; Lepidoptera; Nymphalidae
Product: protein CutA homolog
Exons: 4
Coding region: 155-574 (139 amino acids)
Biological process (GO): response to metal ion
Molecular function (GO): copper ion binding
Source: RefSeq, a predicted model, not a curated record